GUAACAUUUCCAUCCAGGGUAUGCACUCGGCAUGUCCGAAAUGUUCUAUCCUAUCCCUUUUUUUGUCUAAUAUCAUAUCGGCACGAGCCCGUUUAAAGUAGACUACCGCUAAGUCUCAGUCGCUUAUCGACCGUCAGGUUUUGAUAGUGAUAAGAUAUGCCCCUCACACGUGACCCUCGUCUCGUUGGGCAUUUCAUGAAUUUCCCAGAACAUGAAAAGCUGCUUUUUCGAAGGAGAAAGUUUUUUUAGACGCUAGAUUAUCGCGCGCCGAGAAUGCCAUUCCAAUCCACCCUAAUACUCGAGUACUUGUACUCGUACAGCUUCACACGUGGCACAUUUGCCACUCGGCUCUCUGCGAAUUUGCCUUCUUAUUAGUCUACUGUGGCUUGAUAGAAUUCUCCACACCCUUUACAGCACUUCAUUACCGGCGAAUUCCGCCGUGGGGAAUGGAUGGACUUGGAUAAUUUAACGAUUCGCGAGCUAUCACAUGUAAUGUGUGAUGCAACCGUAAUCUCCAGAGUCGAAGCUCAUCCUCUCCACCAACCUGCACGACCAUAGUUGCGCUUGCUAUGGUACCGGUACCAUACUCUACUUGCCUCAACAAGACGAACACUAUGCCACUUCCAGCUUACGCGUCAAGCUAUCAAAUCCACUGCAGCACCUGCACCUAUUCUGUUGAUCGCCAAAAAUCAGACUCUCGCCACUUGAGUUGCUGCGGAAGAAUAGUCUGUGGCGACUGCAUAGCUAAAAACCCUCGAUUUGGAAUCUACUGCCCGUUCUGCCAAUCACCUUUCCCCAAACGAAGUGGGGAUGGGGGAGGUGAAGCAGAGAGGGAAACUCCAUUCCGACCGCUGCCUCCUCCAUACGCUCCCUCAGCCCCAAGCCCCCCUCCACCAUCAUACUCCACAAACGGUGGGGUAAUCCACUACGUCCGCGCGGCGGAUACACUCCCGACCAUAGCUCUCCAGUAUAACCUCCCCCUUCCACUAUUACGCUCACAUAACCGCAUAUUCUCCGACCACCUCCUACAGGGCCGACGGAGCGUGGAUAUUCCAUCGCCGCCGUACGUUGGACCCUCACUGUCUCCAGCGCCGGAAGACGUAGAAGGGGAAGGUCGCAAAGCCGCCACCAAGAGGUUUCAGUUGAAGACCAAGUGUCUCGAUGCGGACGUUGCGGACGUAUACCUCCAGGAAGCCGGGUGGGAUGAAGAACUCGCCGUGAAGGAUUGGGAGAUGGACGAUAAGUGGGUUAGGGAUAACCCCAUGCUUGAGAGGAGCGUUGGAAAGGGUAAGGGCAAGGAGGUUGUGGCGGGAAAGAAGGAUUGUGGCAGUAAAUGGGGGUUGAGAGGGUUUGGGUACUGAUCGGCAGGGUGGGGUAGGGCUAUGGUAGAAUCAUAAUGCGGUAACAUCACUCUAUCAUUGAUGAGCCGGACCUGAAGCCUCUCUUCAAGCUAUGAGAGCUCUGAGUUGAGUCUAGGGUUUUUGGUGCGAUGGGUUUCAUGAUCACGG
This is a messenger RNA of Tuber melanosporum (Perigord truffle), 1508 nucleotides long. RefSeq lists its product as uncharacterized. The record is from RefSeq and is a predicted model, not a curated record. The transcript has 4 exons. Lineage: Eukaryota; Fungi; Ascomycota; Pezizomycetes; Pezizales; Tuberaceae. The coding region runs from base 570 to 1361 and encodes 263 amino acids.